Adineta ricciae is the source of this 2535-nucleotide messenger RNA. NCBI's taxonomy places the organism in Eukaryota, Metazoa, Rotifera, Eurotatoria, Adinetida, Adinetidae. The record is from the annotation of a GenBank genome assembly.
AUGCAAGGAUACGAUGAUGAAUUCACCAAAGGUGGCUCAGCUUCAUACAGUUCAUACAAAUCACAAAUCACACCACGUUCAACAAAUGUUCAACGUCGUUCAGGUGCCCCAUCAGGAAUCAUGACACGCAUGUAUCAAUCCUAUUCGACUACCGGUGGUAGCGGCGGAUUCAAUGCAGGCGGUAUUGGCGCUGGAAUUUCAGGCUUAGCAUCCAUUGCUGGUCUCGGAAACUUUUCUGGCAUACCAUUACGGCCAAACCGUGGUUCGUCAGCCUUAGUUGCCGUCAAUGAAACACGUGAACGUGAAAAACGUGAAUUAUGUCAAUUAAACGACAAAUUCGCUCAAUACGUUGAAAAGGUGCGAUUUCUCGAAGCACAAAAUCGUAAAUUACAAUUGGAAUUAGAAGCUUUACAAAACAAAGCUGGCCAAGGUUCAUCCAAAAUCAAGGAAAUGUAUGAAGUUGAAAUGAAUGAAGCAAAGAAACUCAUCGAUGACACCACGCGUGAUCGAGCUGCUGCUGAAGUCAAAGCUCGUGAUGCAGAAAAAGAAGCUGGUCGUUAUCGUAAAAGAUACGAAGAAAUCUUAAACAGCCGUGAAACCGACCGAUCAGCAAUCGACCGUCUUCAACAGCAAAUUGCUGAAAAUGAAGCUCAAAUCAACUUAUUUCGACGUCGUUUAGGAGAUCUCGAAGACGAAGCACGUCGCUACAAAGCCGAAACACAACGUCUGGCUUCGGAAAUUGCUCGUUUACAAAAUGAAAUUCAAAAUGAAACAUUUGUUAAAAGUUCACUCGAUACAGAAAAGAUGGCGCUCGAAGAUGAACUCGCCAUGCUCAAACAAAUGCAUGAAGCUGAUUUGAAUGAAUUACGUUCGAAGACCGUUGUCGAUGUCAAUUUGGNAAUACCAAAUACUAUUGAGCUUCAGAUUUUACCGUCGAAACAUUCAUACAAAUCACAAAUCACACCACGUUCAACAAAUGUUCAACGUCGUUCAGGUGCCCCAUCAGGAAUCAUGACACGCAUGUAUCAAUCCUAUUCGACUACCGGUGGUAGUGGCGGAUUCAAUGCAGGCGGUAUUGGCGCUGGAAUUUCUGGCUUAGCAUCCAUUGCUGGUCUCGGAAACUUUUCUGGCAUACCAUUACGGCCAAACCGUGGUUCGUCAGCUUUAGUUGCCGUUAAUGAAACACGUGAACGUGAAAAACGUGAAUUAUGUCAAUUAAACGACAAAUUCGCUCAAUACGUUGAAAAGGUGCGAUUUCUCGAAGCACAAAAUCGUAAAUUACAAUUGGAAUUGGAAGCUUUACAAAACAAAGCUGGUCAAGGUUCAUCCAAGAUCAAGGAAAUGUAUGAAGUUGAAAUGAAUGAAGCAAAGAAACUCAUCGAUGAUACCACACGUGACCGAGCUGCUGCUGAAGUCAAAGCUCGUGAUGCAGAAAAAGAAGCUGGUCGUUAUCGUAAAAGAUACGAAGAAAUCUUAAACAGCCGUGAAACCGACCGAUCAGCAAUCGACCGUCUUCAACAACAAAUUGCUGAAAAUGAAGCUCAAAUCAACUUAUUUCGACGUCGUUUAGGAGAUCUCGAAGAUGAAGCACGCCGCUACAAAGCCGAAACACAACGUCUAGCUUCGGAAAUCGCUCGUUUACAAAAUGAAAUUCAAAAUGAAACAUUUGUUAAAAGUUCACUCGAUACAGAAAAGAUGGCGCUCGAAGAUGAACUCGCCAUGCUCAAACAAAUGCAUGAAGCUGAUUUGAAUGAAUUACGUUCGAAGACCGUUGUCGAUGUCAAUUUGGAUCCAUCACACUUCUUCCGCAACGAAUUAGCUCAAGCUAUUCGUGAUAUCCGUAAUGAAUUUGAAGCUUUGAAUGAUCAACAACGUGCCGAUCUACACAAUCGCUACAUGAUGUCAUACAAUGAAUUGAUUCUUCGUCAUCAAAAACCAGAUCUUGAUCCAAUUCAAAGUGAACAACAACGCGUACAAGAAGAGAAACUACGAACAACACUAUUGACAACACGUAAUGAAGUUGCACACAUGAAAGCUCGAAAUGAAGAAUUGAACAAUCGUAUUCGGGAACUUCAAUUACAUAUCGAUCAAGAACGUGAUGAGGGUGGUCGCGUUGUCCAAAAACGUGCUGCUGAAAUCGAAGAAUUACGUCGUAAAUUAGAACAAUUACAAAAGGAAUACGAAGAAGUGACAAACAUGAAGACAUCAUUAGAAAAAGAAAUCAACACCUACCGAGAAUUAUUAGAAGGAACAAAUAAUCGCGAAGGUUUGAAACAAAUUGUUGACCAUGUCGUCGAAGAAGCACGCCGUAUGGAAGCUGAACGCGCUACAGGAGGUUCGGGUGUUGCUGGUUCCAUCUCCUAUUCAGGCGGUGGUGGUCGAUCAACCACGAUCCAACGAACAUUUAUCAGCAGCAGCGGAUCAGGAACAAGCAAUGCUGGAAUUAGCAGUUUAGUUACUGGCCCUGGCCGUGGUAGCGGAGGUGCUUCAUAUUCGCAAACAACGUCCCGUCGCGAAUAUACAUCAUCAAAUUAG